This is a messenger RNA of Syzygium oleosum, 687 nucleotides long. RefSeq names its product ankyrin repeat-containing protein BDA1-like. The transcript has 2 exons. Bases 1 to 687 code for a protein of 228 amino acids. Lineage: Eukaryota; Viridiplantae; Streptophyta; Magnoliopsida; Myrtales; Myrtaceae. The record is from RefSeq and is a predicted model, not a curated record. Gene Ontology annotation, molecular function: protein binding.
AUGGAUCCUAGGCUCUCCAAAGUCAUCCAGUACGAAGAUGUCAUCUCUCUCCGGGCCUUGUUAGCCGAAGAUCCGCUGAUUCUGGAAAAAGCCGUGCUGGGACCAAUGGCAGAGACUCCUCUUCAUGUGGCUGUGCUUGCUGGGAAUAGCGAACUCGUGAAGGAGAUUGUUAGCAGGAAGCCCAAUUUUGCGAGGGAAUUGAACCACGAUGGCUUCACACCAUUACACAUUGUGUCGGCCAUGGGGAACCUGGAAGUCAUGAGGGAGCUUCUAACGCUAGGCCCUGAUCUUUGCAUGAUCAAUGACAAAGACGGCCGGAUGCCGCUCCACUAUGCGGCCAUCAAGGGCAGGGUCAAGGUAAUUGAGGAGUUACUCUCUAAGUGUCCUCAAGCCCUCAAGGAACGCACUGCUCGCGGCGAGACCGCGCUUCACCUGGCUGUGAAGAACAGUCAGUUCGAUGCGCUCAAGAAGCUGGUGGAAAAUGUCAGUGAAGAUGGAGAUGCAGACAACCUUGUGACUGCCGUGGACAAUGAUGGGAACACAAUCUCACAGCUGGCUGUGGCUUCGAAACAGCUCCAGAUCCUUGACUUCCUGAAGAAGCAAAACAUGGUGGGCAAAGACACUAUCGAUGUUGUUUCAGUUGAUCAGCUCGAUGAACAAACUAAUGCCAAGCCUCAAGCAAAAUGA